UCAUUGGCCCGGCGUGUCACGUGCCAUUAUCACGUGCAUCGGGAGGAAAAAGGGGUUCUUUCGGUGUAAAUCUGGACUCUAAUUCCGUAAUAUAUCACCGUACCUCGUAAAACCGACACUGAAACGUCCCGGCCAACAAAUCACCGGCCAAAUUAUGAGUUCAUUGUAUUAUGCGAAUGCUUUAUUUUCGAAAUAUACGGCCGGAACUUCUGUUUUUCCAACGGGGGUAUUUUCGGAGCCAACUUCUUGUGCUUUUGCCUCAAACUCCCAGCGGUCUGGCUACGGCUCAGGCUCGGCUUCGUAUGCUGCCACAGUGCCGGGUCUGUACAGCACAGGCAACAGUCUGCACCACCAGACCCCGACCAUGUACACGUCUCCUUAUGGCCUCAACGCGAACUCCUUUAACAUGCACUGCUCCUCAUUCGAUCACAAUAUCUCAUCAAUGAUGUGCGGCGCCGGGGACUCUUGCAAGCAGAGUUGCAGCAAGUCGGAGCAAAGAGAGGCAGAUCCGCAUUCGGAGAACUUCCGGAUCUAUCCCUGGAUGAAGAGCUCAGCCUCAGACAGGAAGCGGGGGCGUCAAACGUACACCCGGUAUCAAACCCUCGAGUUGGAGAAAGAGUUUCACUUCAACCGCUACCUCACCAGGCGGAGACGCAUCGAGAUUGCUCACGCUCUCUGCCUGACCGAACGCCAGAUUAAGAUCUGGUUUCAAAACAGGCGCAUGAAGUGGAAGAAGGAGAGCAAAGUCACCAGUCCCACCGAAGCAACCGAGGAAAAGCAAGAAGAAUGAAGGAACAAAUAAACUCUAAACACUUAGAGGCAUAAGCAAUGACUUUUUAAACAAAUGGAGGAAUUUGUUCCGCAUUUCUUAACACUGAAACAGAAUACUACCUAAAUCCGUAACUUGUAGUUUGUAUUAUACAGAUAGAGGGAAUAACCCAAGUCUAUAUUGUACAAGUAAAGGUAUAUAUAGUAUGUGCAUUAGGCUUUCUGGUGAAUUGUGGUGAAUGGCCGUUACUGUAAUUAGCAUUAAUUUACCAUGUGUAUUUAAUGGGGGAACAAAAAUCAGUGACGUUAUAUUUGUUACUGUCUUGGUGUCAUUUCUCGUUUGUAAGUAUAGUUUCGAAAAGGAUCUAUGUGUAGUCACAACCCGUGUACAGUUUAUCCAUGUGUGUCCCGUAUCAACUCCUGUUAGAGUUAAAUAUAUACAUUGGUGUUCUAGUCAAAGUGUUGAGGAUUAUUUCUCUGUACAUUUUUUUAAAAUAUAUUUAAGAAUGGACCAUUUCUGUUUUGUUAGGAUUGCGCGUUUUACCAUGACGGAUGUAAAACUGUUUUGUGAAAUAAAAUGAGGACAUUUUUUCGUUA
Molecule: messenger RNA, 1365 nt
Organism: Amblyraja radiata (thorny skate)
Lineage: Eukaryota; Metazoa; Chordata; Chondrichthyes; Rajiformes; Rajidae
Product: homeobox protein Hox-B7-A
Exons: 2
Coding region: 155-790 (211 amino acids)
Biological process (GO): anterior/posterior pattern specification; regulation of transcription by RNA polymerase II
Cellular component (GO): nucleus
Molecular function (GO): DNA-binding transcription factor activity, RNA polymerase II-specific; RNA polymerase II cis-regulatory region sequence-specific DNA binding
Source: RefSeq, a predicted model, not a curated record